This is a messenger RNA of Aspergillus pseudonomiae, 480 nucleotides long. RefSeq lists its product as uncharacterized. The coding region runs from base 1 to 480 and encodes 159 amino acids. NCBI's taxonomy places the organism in Eukaryota, Fungi, Ascomycota, Eurotiomycetes, Eurotiales, Aspergillaceae. The record is from RefSeq and is a predicted model, not a curated record. The transcript has 3 exons. Gene Ontology annotation, molecular function: monooxygenase activity; iron ion binding; heme binding.
AUGGAAGCCUGGGUGGAUUUAGAGCACCAAAGACCCGCCGAUGUCUUCCAAUGGAUGAUGGAUGCCGCGACUGGGGAACAGGUCGAGCUUAACGACCUCGCUCAGCGAGUGCUGCUACUUAGCGUCACAUCUAUUCACACCACCACUUUGACAAGGACUCAAACGAUGUAUGACCUUUGCGCACACUCUGAGCACUUUGAGCCCUUUAGAAACGAGCCUGUUGAAAGAGACACAAAGAUCCAGUCCCUAUUCCAAUUGAUGUGGAACCGGACCACCGACAGGCCAGUUACCUUUUCCAAUGGCCUUCAUCUGCCCGCUGGAACUCGCCUUGCGGUGCCUUUAAACGAAAUCCUGCAGGAUCCCGCCAAGGUUACCGGUGUUGAUCCCUCUACUUAUGAUGCUUUCCGGUGCUCCCACAUCCGUGAGAAGCAAGACAAUCCUGCAAAUGCGCAAAAAUACCUCAUGGCGAAGACCAUCUGA